AUGGCGGCAAUAGUGGACGAUCCUCCUUCGUGUGGGCUGUGCGCAGGAGAAGCUGAUUCAACAUGCCGAAUGCUUCCAUGCCAGCAUUUCUACUGCACUGAAUGCAUUUUGGAUCAUUUUAGGGACCAGAACCGCGGAGAAGAUUGUCGUAGGGGUCGUUUUGUGUGUCCCUACUGUACAAGAGCUUUACCUGUCAACAUAGAAAUCCCUCCAGUUGCGACCGAAGUGAAUGGUGAUAUAACUGGAAACGAAGAUGAAGAAAAACUUAAUGUCGCCGACGGUUCUUACUGUGAUAUAUGUCCCCAAUCGAAAGGUUUACCCACCGUCUGUCCACACAAGCAGGGUCUCUGUCAAAAUAAAUCUCUUUCUUCGUUACAAGAUCAACACCCACCGUCUUCUCUUUCUUCUUCAUCUUCGUCGUUGUCGUCUGCCUCGUGUCACACCCAUCGUCUGCCUAUUGAUAAAUUUUGUCCCGAUUGUGCUGUUUGUCUGUGCGACGGUUGCUGGAAGGGACACGGUAGCCCCAAAACCUGUCCACCGCCACUACCUUUGUCUGUAGCCGUCACAAAACGCAGAACAGAAGCCCGUUCCUUGCUGGACAAGGCGGAAGCCUCAGAGACGAACAUUUCCUUCUACAAGGAUGAAUUUCACCGGCAGCUUGAGUCCCUUAAUGAAAAUAUGCUUACCACCAGCGAAAAUAUUUGGUUCGAAGUCGAGUCUCUGGUUUCGUCCCUUCGGACUAAAGCACGUCACCUCAUCACCGAAGUUGAACUCGCAACAGAAACAGAAAAAUCACAACUUGAAGGAAAAAUGGCAGUUUGCGACGGUCAUUUGGAAGAAGUUCAAGACCUGAAGUGUCAGCUGUCCACCCUGAUGUCGCAGACUGGUGGUCAUCAACUAGUGAACAAUUACCCAAGUUUAGAAUCCCGGUGGGAAACCUUAAACAAAUGUAUCAAAGAUAUAAAAAGUCACAACCAAGUGUGUGUGACGGCUGAAUUUGAUGCGGACUAUAGACAAACGAGGGAAAAAAUUAAAACCCUAACAAUGGGACGGGUUCGGUUGACUUCUAAAACAACCCCAGCACCUUCGGAUCGUCCUUUACAAAAAGCUCCGAAAUGGAGACACGAAACUGCAGUUCAGUGUAUUUUAGACAUUGGGGAUGACGGGUUUUCUAAUCAAGAUCGUUCCCCUGAAUGUGGACCGUCGUCUCCUAGCAGGAAAAUCCCAUCUUUAAGUGAUCUGAUUGAGUGGCCUUUGGUAAAAAGCACAAGUUAUAUCACCGGGUUGACAGUUAGCGAGGACCGCCAUAUCUUUGUGUCUGACUGUCACAAGCAGAAAAUAUUGGAGUAUAGCCCCGAGGGUUGCCUGUUGUGCCAUUGCCAAACGCCCAGCCCUCCUUACGACAUCUGCGCCAUUUCGCCAGCACGUUUUAUGGUGGUAUUACCUUGGCAGUGUGAAUUGAUGCUUUUGGAACGAUCUACAGACAGUAAACCGUUCGAGAUUGAUCUUAUUGUCUCGACUGGCGAGAAAAGGUAUUACUCCCUGUGUAAAGUCGGCUCCACCAUUUUAGCCUGUGAUUGGUGCACCAAUGUGGAUAUCCUCACUUCGCAAGGCCGGAUUCUUGCAUCUGUUCUCGGCUCUAGGGAUAUCAGUUACCAGGGUUGGGUUCAUAGGAUCUGCCCUGGGUUGCGACCCGACGUCUUUUGUCUGCUAGACUGGGAAACCCAGACUGUGUCUACAUACGACCUGAGGGGCACCCUGCUAUUGUCCCGUCCGACUCCGUCUGCCCCUGCACUAGGCCCCACAAACGAUAUUUGCUUUGACAGUUCUGGUCGUCUGUUUUGCUGUGAUGUUGAUGGAAUUUAUUGCAUUAAUGAGACGGGGUUAAUCAGUACGUUGUGGUCAUUCGAGGCCAAACUCAGUCAUUACCCCCGUAUUGCACUUGGACCUCGGCACCAGUACCUUUUUGUUUCCUGUAAAGUUGGUCGCAAAUAUAAAAUUAGGACUUUUAAAAUUUCCUGA
Messenger RNA from Acanthosepion pharaonis, 2022 nucleotides. The record is from the annotation of a GenBank genome assembly. Lineage: Eukaryota; Metazoa; Mollusca; Cephalopoda; Sepiida; Sepiidae.